UAAAUCCAUGAUAUUUUAUGGGUAGUUAUUGACCCCCCUUUACCAUCACCAUAGUCUUCUCUUCUCCUCCUUCAUGACUUCAUCUUGUUUACUGGGUCAAAUUAAUCACAAUGCUUAAACUCUCAAUUCAAUUCCUACAAAAUCCAACAAAGAUUCCCUUCUUAAUUCACCAAAAUCCAACCCAAAUCUCAAAUUAAUUAAUUAAAAAAAAAUGAAACAAUUUCAGAUUUGCAGCAAACCAACAUUCAUCUUCUUCUUCUUCUUCUUCAUCACGCUUUCAGCUGGUGCAGAUAUCCCACUGGGGUCCACACUCUCUGCUUCAAACCCAACUCAAACAUGGUCAUCCCCAAAUAACUCCUUCUCUCUCCACUUUCUCUCUCUUAACUCUUCCUCAUUUUCACUCUCCAUCACCUACGACUCUCUUCCAAUUUGGUCCAUCUCCGCCGUAGCUGACGCCGCCGCAACCUUCUCAUUCUUAGCUGAUGGAAACCUCCGACUUCUCUCCGGCGCCGGGAACACUCUCUGGCAGUCCAACACUUCGAAUUCCGGCGUUUCCCAUGCUACACUCGACGAUUCCGGUAAUUUCUGUCUCAAAAAUCGGUCUAAUUUUGUUGUUUGGUCCACUUUUGAUCACCCCACUGAUACGAUUGUCCCAUCUCAAAAUUUCACUGUUGGGAUGGUUUUAUCAUCUGGGUUGUACUCAUUUUCUUUAAACAGAACUGGGAAUUUGACAUUACAGUGGAAUAAAGAUAUUGUUUACUUGAGCUUAGGGUUGAAUGCUACUGUUAGUACUAAUUUGAGUAACCCUAGAUUAGGGCUUCAAUCAAUUGGGAUUUUAUCACUCUAUGAUGAUAACUUAUCUGGUUCUGUGAUUAUGGCUUAUGGGAGUGAUUAUGCUGAAUCUGGGAAUAUUUUAAGGUUUCUGAAAUUAGAUAGUGAUGGUAAUUUGAGGAUUUACAGUUCUAGUAAAGGAAGUGGGACUUCCAUUGUAAGAUGGACUGCUGUAAAUGAUCAAUGUCAAGUAUUUGGGUACUGUGGUCAUAUGGGUAUCUGUAGUUACAAUGAUACUAGCCCGGUUUGCGGGUGCCCAUCUGAAAAUUUCGACCCGGUUGACCCGAAUGACAGUAGUAAAGGGUGUAAGUUAAAGAGGGAGAUUAGGGAUUGUCCUGGUAGUGUAGCAAUGUUGCAGAUGGAUCAUACUAAGUUCUUAACUUACCCACCUGAAAAUCUGAAUGAUGUUUACUUUGUGGGUAUUUCAGCUUGUAGAGGAAACUGUCUUUCUGGUGGUUCUUGUGUAGGUUCAACUAUUUUAGCCGAUGGGUCGGGUCAGUGUUAUAUUAAGACAUCGAGUUUCGUUUCUGGGUAUCAAUCUGCUGCACUUCCUAGCACUUCCUAUGUUAAGGUCUGUUCCCCGGUUGAACCAAACCCACCUCCUUCCUCCGAGGAAGGAGGUGGAGGAGGGAAAGGGAAGCUGAGAGGUUGGGUGGUUGCCGUGGUGGUUUUAACCACCCUUGUGGUGUUGAUUUUCUUGGAGGGCACCCUAUGGUGGUGGUGUUGUAGAAAGAGUCCUAAAUUUGGAGGACUUUCAGCACAGUAUGCCCUUCUUGAGUAUGCAUCAGGUGCACCUGUACAGUUUUCAUAUAGAGACCUUCAACAAGCUACCCUAAACUUCAAGGAGAAGCUUGGUGCAGGUGGGUUCGGGGUAGUUUACAAAGGUGUUCUUGCAAAUAAAACGAUUGUUGCAGUGAAACAACUCGAGGGUAUUGAACAAGGUGAGAAACAGUUUAGAAUGGAGGUUGCUACCAUUAGUAGCACCCAUCAUUUGAAUUUGGUAAGAUUAAUCGGGUUUUGUUCUGAGGGAAAACACAGGCUUUUAGUUUACGAGUUCAUGAAAAACGGGUCCCUAGAUAGUUUCCUGUUUUUUGCAACAGAGAAUGAUAAAAAUGGAAGAGUUUUGAGUUGGGAGAAUAGGUUCAGUAUAGCUUUAGGUACUGCAAGAGGGAUCACUUACCUUCACGAGGAAUGCCGGGAUUGUAUCGUACACUGUGAUAUAAAACCCGAAAACAUUCUCUUAGAUGAUAACUACUCUGCAAAAGUGUCGGAUUUUGGGCUUGCGAAGCUGGUAAACCCGAGAGACCAUAGACGGACCUUAACCAGUGUGAGAGGUACAAGGGGUUACUUAGCACCCGAAUGGCUUGCUAAUCUUCCAAUAACAUCGAAAUCUGAUGUUUAUAGUUUCGGUAUGGUGUUGUUAGAGAUAAUUAGUGGGAGAAGAAACUUUGAAGUAUCAGAUCAAACAGAUAGGAAGAAGUUUUCUAAUUGGGCUUAUGAGGAAUUUGAUAAGGGGAUUGUGAAAACUAUACUGGAUAGAAAGAUUGCUGAUUCUGAUGUGAAUAUGGAUCAAGUUACACGAGCAGUUAAAGUUAGUUUUUGGUGUAUACAAGAACAACCGUCUCAAAGGCCGAUGAUGGGGAGAGUUGUGCAGAUGCUUGAAGGGAUAAUGGAGAUUGAAAAGCCACCACCACCGAAGGCGGUUCACGAGGGUUCAAUUAGUGGGACUAGCUUGAAUAUGAGUAGUAGUAUUAGUGCUCUUUCUACAUUUGCAACUUCGGCUCAUGGUGGUCCGUCAUCAUCAUCGUCGUUCCAAACUCCGGUAGCUCAAUCUUCUAUGAGUGUUGAGAGGGCUAGUUCGUCUCUUAUUCAUAGAGAGACGACAUCCUCGUAAUUAGACCUGUCAAAAAUCGACCCGACACGAAAACCGACCCGACCCGACCCGAAAACCGAACUGAAAAUAUGGGUCUUGAACAAGAUUUUGUGACCUGUAACCCGAUUUUGUCUGAGCCCGAACAACCCGAAAAGUAAUGGGUCAAAACCCGAGUUCAUCUCUUAUUCAUAGAGAGACAUCAUCCUCAUAGUAGACUGUGAGUGUUUUUGUAACCUUAUUAGUAGUUAAAAUCUUGUUUAGUUAAAGGUAUUCUUGUAUGGGGGAUUGUAAUCAUGUUUAUGUAUGACUUAAUUGUUUGAUUCAAUUGUUGUAAAUCCUUUGCUAUAUCAAAUUAUCAAUGCUAAUGUAUUAUGCCAACUUCUUGUUCUUAUCCUGUACUGAAGAAUUGGUCAGAGAUUCAGAGCCUCAUAUCUCAGAUGUUUAUGGAUGGUUUUCAGUGUGAA
Molecule: messenger RNA, 3168 nt
Organism: Spinacia oleracea (spinach)
Lineage: Eukaryota; Viridiplantae; Streptophyta; Magnoliopsida; Caryophyllales; Amaranthaceae
Product: G-type lectin S-receptor-like serine/threonine-protein kinase At1g34300
Exons: 1
Coding region: 212-2725 (837 amino acids)
Biological process (GO): protein phosphorylation; recognition of pollen
Molecular function (GO): ATP binding; protein serine/threonine kinase activity
Source: RefSeq, a predicted model, not a curated record